This is a messenger RNA of Zootermopsis nevadensis, 9278 nucleotides long. It is a transcript of the gene Epg5, whose product is annotated as ectopic P-granules autophagy protein 5. The record is from RefSeq and is a predicted model, not a curated record. NCBI's taxonomy places the organism in Eukaryota, Metazoa, Arthropoda, Insecta, Blattodea, Termopsidae. Gene Ontology annotation, biological process: autophagosome maturation. Gene Ontology annotation, cellular component: cytoplasm.
AAAAUAAUUAGCAUCAGAACAAUCAAAAGUGAUGCUCACUAAAUUUUGAAGUUUGAACAAAUAACCCCAAGGUUAGAGAAACUAGAAACAUACCUAUUCAUAGCUGACUAUGGACUUUACCCUAACAGCAAAGAAUGUUGCAAUACAGUCUUAUAAUGUAACCAAAACAUUUAAUAGAAAUUUUUACGACGUAAAACAUAUGUAAUCGUUUUGGGGGACAUGAUCACAGCCGCGGUAUAUCCAAGUCCGCUGCAUAACGUCGAUGUUCCACUGUAUUUUUAAAUAACAAUGCUGGUUCACUUUUCGACCUUAUUCAACAAACUUAACUAAAAAUGAACAAUGUUCUCGUGAUAGAAAAGCAAAGUCCAAUUCUGUCUGUCGUCGUCUUUCAUAUCUUCCUGACCCUCUUUAAAACUUUUAUACCACUCAAAGGCACUCAACUUUUUCACAGCAUCAGCAUCUUAAACCUCUGUAAAGUUUCACUCGCGCUUUGCACAUAAAUUGAUUUGAAUGCGUUGCUCAAUGAAUCUUCACGCAUGUUUCCGCCGGGACGAAAACACACGCUUGUGUAACUCUGCCACUGCUUCAUUUGGUUUACCAGCGCAAAAGACGCAACUGUAGACACAUCAUAACACGUCACUACUUAGUUGUUGCUCACUCGCUACUCGAUGCGACGUAAUAUACCGGCAGUCAGGAAACCUAAUUGUCACACUUCGUACACCGCUUUCUGCAUUUCCCAACAAAAUCCUAUUGUGUUACAACCAACAGCAAUUUAAGAAGCCCUGACAUGAAUUAUCUGUGGUAAACAGUGACAGUGGCGGCAGAGAGUGGUAAGAUUUACAAACAUGGUAUUAACUGUGCGUAAAAGUAAGACAAUUGUGCAUCAGUGAAUAAGAGAAUUAGAGAGGCAAUGGAGAAAGUUAAAUCAAAACAGAACAAGAAGAAAGAGCCAUACCAAAUAGAAGAAGAAGCCAUUGCAGGAUCAGUUCCAGAUGCUCCACUCUUAGGAGACUUCCUUUGUGAUGAUACAAACGUGGUUUCCAGUUGUAUCUGUUCAGAAGAUUCCAAAAAUAUUGAAAGUGAAAUACUUGAUGCAGUUAAGGAUGAUGGGGAGUGUAUGCAGAAGGAAGAAGAAAGCCAACGUGAUAUCCAUUGUACUGACCCAAAUACUGUUCAGAAGCAACUGGAGAAUGUAUCAUUGGCAGAUAUUAAGAUUGAUUUGUCUACAUGUGUUGUUGAUAACCUAAAGGAAUUACAGGAAUCACACAGUUGCAGAAAAUCAGACACAGCGGUUGGAACUGAGUUGCAGGAAAUUUAUUCAUACACAUUAGCUGUGAUCGAAUCUAGGAAUAUAGAAGCUGACACUAAAUUAGAAUCUCCAAGACGUUCCAUGGCUGACUCACAGAACAGACAUGAUUCUCAUAAGAAACAAGAAAAUUCAUCAUUGCAGCCUUCUGCUCCUAUUGAAAUACCCACAGUGGAACUGAGUCAUAUUAACAUUCCCAAAAUUAUAGUGCCAUCAGCAACAUCAGUGGAAGAGAUCGGUGAAAUAAAUAUAACCACAUUACCAAAAGAAGAUGUUAUAGUUGUUAAACCAUCUACAUCUUGGUAUAGUAAUAAUAUAAUUUAUUCAGAAGCUGCGGUAGAUGAAAUAAGGCCUUUUACUGAAGCACAGUUGUCAUCUCUUUAUAGCAAUCAAGAACUGGAAUUGAAUGCUGAAUUUGUGUCAGAAUUUGUGGAGAACUAUCUGCGUGGUGGUCGACAGCAGCAUCAUCUAUAUGAACUCUUGGUGAGCUACUUUCGUGCCAGAAACAGACUCAUAGUCAAUUCAAUGGAUCUUGAAGCACUGAAGAAAGAAUGCAAAGAGCACCAGAAUAAUCUAUGGAUGGUUGAGACAAGUGUAGUGUCUGAAAAUGGAGAAUGUCAAGAUGGCAAUCCAGUUUCAGCAUCGCAUGAGUACAAAGUGUCCCGAUUCAGCAAAAUGGCCUUAUCUUCUUUGACUCGAUCAUUGUCAUCUAUCAAGGAACUUGUCAAUGAAAUGCAUUCACUAAACUCGUAUUCUUCCGAGGUUCUCAGGCUUCAGAUAGAGCAUUACAUACAGAGUGUUGCAUAUUCGUGUCCUGAAUUACUGCGACUGCCUCACAAUGCACCAGUGAAUCUUUACGUGGGUGAACCUGCACCUCAUAUUGCAUCAUGCAUCUCAGAGCUGCGGAUGUGCAUAGCAAUCCUCUUUACAUUCCAGAGACGUUUCGUGAAGGAUGCUCAGUUUGUGUCAGACACAAGAGAUUGGCUGUCUCGCUUGGUGGCUGUCCUGCUCCGUGUGGCAUCAUGGAGGGAUCACUUGUUCCUACUGAAUCAUGUGCUGAGAUGCCCUGCCGAUAUAGGAUCAUGGGCUGUUGGUUAUGUUCAGGCUCCUCCUCCAGCACCUCUGUCUUUUGUUGACAGUGGUCAGUAUAGUUCCUACCCUUCUCCAUUCUCAAAUUUUCACCUGGACCAUAUGGUGACAAUGUUGGCAACCAUCCUUUUGCCAGUUCGAGAGAGGGAACAUUUCCUGGAACAGGUUCAGACAUCAAUGAGGGAGUCAUAUUCUCAUGACUCAGAAAGUGAUGGACCAAGUGGACUAUGGGUUUUGGUUGAUUCAGAUGGAGAAGAAGAUGAUCUUACAGGUUGUCGAUACACAGGUUGGGCCACUCAUUUGCGUGAAAAUGAUCUUGUCACACUUCUAAACCAGAUCCCUAUGGAUUGCCUGUAUCGACACAUUCUACUGGUAGAGAGGCGUGAUGAUCGGGAUUUGUUUGAUAUUAGAAGAGUGAGUGACCAUCAUGUUCUGCGUCUGUUUGCUUUCUCAACGGUGUUUGUUCGCUUGCUGAGGCAAGGCCUCCGUACAUAUGAUACUCCAAGGUACAGGCAGUUUGCCAAGAGGCUGGGUCGACUUAUAAGGCACACUGUCCAAUAUGCCUCUGAUCUCUGGGAAGGCUUCAGGAUGUAUGGUCAGCUAAGUGAUCCAGCCAUGCUGAGACGUCUGCAGACAGAGUAUGAUGCUUUUUUCCUUCGUGCUACACGUUGCAUUUUCUCAUCACAACGUCUAGGGGCAUGGCAGUUUCUGGCUGUUAUUCCUUACAACACAGUCUCCAUAUCAAUGCUGUGGAGAUUAUUCUACAGUCUGCAUGAAGAAUAUCAGGAAGAGGAUUUACUUGCAACCUGGACUGAUACAAAGAUAGACUGGGAGAAGAAGCUGAUGUCUCCACAAAUGCGGCAGCAGUUUGAAGAGAAAUUGACAUCCAUGCCUGACGCAGAAUCCUUUUAUCUGUUGACAACAUUUGCCAAUAUGGCAAUGGCUAGGUCAGAUCCUGCAGACAAGAGUUUUGUGCGUGCUGCAACUCUUGAUCUUUUUCAGGUUGGAUUCAUGAGUACUGCUACACAAGACAGUUGUUCUAAAACAUCACGAGUAUUGCUGGCAAAUAUCACAUCCCGACAUCCUGCGUUGUUAUCUGAUAUCCUUUUCAAGCUACGGGACAACUUUACACAGACUGGAAAGCUGAGUCUGUACCUCUUCAAGGAGUUACCCUUGCAACUAUGGAAACCAAUUGAACAAGAUCUCUCCAUCAUUUCUCACUGGCUUCUUGAGUGCCCAAUAAGCUCCAUAGAAAACCAGUUGGCUCGCCAGAUCCUCACCAAUCUGAACUGGGGAUGUGAGGGUCGAGGCCCUCAUGGAGGUAUAUUGUCUCUUCCACUGGAAUUACACCAGUGUGUAGCUAUACUAGUGGUGGAGGCUGCACUGCGCUUUACACCAGACACAGUUAGCGCGGCUGGUGCAGGAAUGAUUACUGAAAGUGUGAAACAGGUAUCAAACUUAGCAACUUCUUUGGUGCGCCCUCAGUCUGCUGAACAAGCUUUCAGUUUGUGGGCUUGGGAAACAGUUACUCGACUACGGUUGCAUAUCUUGGAUCAACCAGACCAUGUAGUGUGGACAGCUAUGGCCAGUCCCGCUGAUGCAUUAUCUAAUGUUCCUGACAUGGAUUCAGACAUUAGACUGGAGGUGAUUGCUCGUGGGGUAAAAGAGAGGCAACCAAUAGCAUCCUAUAUAGCUGUAUUGGCUACCACAUGGGGUCAUAGUGUGCCUCUGAUUUGUACUAAGGGCUUCAAUCAACUUCAGAUACUCUUGUGCUAUUACAAGUAUGAUGCCAUACUGACUGUUCUGCAAUAUACUAUCCCAUUGUUCCUGAAUUGUGAGGAGUCGCUGAUCAAGUGUGAUAGAUUUGUCUCAGUGUUGAUCUCACUUAUAAUGGCUGAUCGGACUUACAUGAAGAUGGCAAAGAACCUCAUAGCACCAGAAUUUCCUGGGCCAAUACUAAAGCAGUUUGGAACUAUGAUUGAAUCGCAAAUGGAGAACUAUAGAAGAUAUAGUCUGGUGAGUCCAUGCCCAUUUGUUCGGCUUUGGUUACUGAGCCUGAAUCAGGUGCCUGACUGGACCAGAGAACCGGCUGUUUCAUACCUUAUGGAUAUUGUGUUGCGUAGAGCAUUCUUUUAUUCAGAUGCCAGGGAAAUGGCAUUCCAGAUCCUACAGCAGUUCCAUCAGCAAGCAUUGGAGUCAAUGACUGAAGAGAGUGUCACAGGAAACAAACAUGGAGGUACUAUUUCAUCUUUUAUUAGUUGGGUUGCAUCUGGUUCAGCACAUGCAGUGUCUUUACUUCCACGAGCUUCUAGUCUUGAGAGUCCUUGGUUUGCAUAUUUUGUGCUUGAAAUGGAACAAGAAUUGAUUGAAGAGAGAACAGGACUUUGGAGAGAAGUUCUGCGGGAACUGGCAGCUACAAGUGGGAAAGUGAAUGUUGAUCAAACACUCAAGAAGGCAGCUCACAAUUUGAAGAUCCCAGCUUUACCAUCAGCCAGCCUUGCUCUUUAUCGGUGGUCACAGCAAGCUUUGGAUACACCUCUUGAUCAUCCACUUCUUCCCCUUCUGUGGCAAAAAUUCUUCAGCCUCUUUCUAGCAAGAGUGCCAUCAGCAUCAGGUGUUCCAGACAGAGGUGGUGUGGGAGAUAAGUUCUUUGAAGGUAUGAUCAAUCUGAGUUUUCACAAGAAACUGAAAAAACGACUUCAGGAUGCUACAGAACAUUACCGAGCUAAGAGCAUUGGUGAUCAAACACAGGUAGAAGAAGGCGUGGAGGAUCAGCUGGUAGACAAACAGCAGGAGAUAAACACAGAGAAGAGGAGUUGGUAUGCUGAAUGUUCAAGGCUUUUUCGAACCUUUAGCCUUUGGUUGGAAGAGCCACGACUUCAUGAACCGAGCCUAUUUCUUCCUGCUUUGCCUCCUCAGUAUAACUCCAGCAAGUUAGCAGCAUUGUUGCAAGGAAAUACGACUCUGUGGUUAGAGUAUAUGGAUUAUCUUAAGGUCAGGGAAGACCAACAGGCAGCAUCUCUGGAAUGGGAAAUGACCCAUUUUAGAACUGACGAUCCCAGGAUGAAGAUUCCAUUGUUCACUAAUCCGGAAGAUACCAGCGAGCCUAAUGACAGAAUUUUGAAACGUCUGCAGUCAUAUGAUUCACCUGUACCUGCCCCACCCCUGUGGGCUGUGAAGCCAGUUAUGCCUCUUGUCACAAAUGACAUGUUAUACAAUAGGAGUGCAUUACUUGAUGGUAUUAAAACUUCCUUCAAAGCUCUUCUGGAAUAUGCCCAAAUCUACUCCUUGCGUGUGUCAGAACACACAGCUUUAGACUGCAACUUUCUGGAGCUGGUGCCCCUGUUAUAUCGAGAUGUUGAACUAGAGGUUGUACUGCAUGCAGCCUGUGAUAGUGAGCCUCAUACAAGGAGAGGAAACACAACCAACUGCGCUGGUCCUGCAGCUAUUCGACUCAAGGUGUGUGAAGCGCGAAUAAAUGUAGGCACUGACCAUCUCAUUGAGCAGAAUCGUGAAGAAUUUGAGGGUCUGCUGUGUCGUGCUAUGCAGCCCCCACCUCAGAAAGUUUGUGCCGGCAGUGUUUACAUCGAACAUGUUAUAAUGCUCCUGGAAAGUGAAUUUCAGAAGCAUGAAUCAAAUAGGAAUACAGGCAGUGCAAUGAAACUUCAUGAUGUAGGUGUUUCACUUUUUUAUCUCAUUAUUAUGCUUUACAAUGAUGAAUCAGCAUUUUAUCCACCAUCGAAACAGCUGCUUACAACAUGCAUUGAAACUCUGGGUCAGGUGUUUGUUUGUGGAGAUGAGAGUCAAUGCAUGAGAUUACUGGGAACAAUAAUUCAGCAGCCACAUCUAGGUGGCAUUUUGGGCCCGCACUUUACCCCUUCUGUUGCUAGCACACCAACAUUCCUGCAGAUGUACAAGACUGUAGUGGAAACAGUAUAUCAGCAGCCUGCAGAACUCAGCUUUGUCCUUUUAUCGAAGUUUGAUGUUGCACAGUGGCUUUUGACUCGGAAACCUAGACUCAGUGAGCGAUCACAGUUUAUUGAACUUGUGGGGAAGGCACUUACCACAGCUGGCCUGAACCCAGAUGAUGAGAAGCUCAUAUUGCAUGAGGUGUUCUGCAGACAUAUCCGCCAAUUGCUGCUUCAUGACUUUCCUGAACAUUAUGGCGAGGUGCUUAACUUGGUACUGCGAGGUAGUGAAACCCAGAAUUUGUCUGUAGAUGUGUGGUUUGACAUCCUUAAUGCCCUCAUGUCAGGGGAGUGUGGGAAUGUGGCUCCACCAAGAAGGCUGAGAUCGGGACAGAACCUAGGCAAGGUGAAAGAGGAGGCUCGGAAUUAUGCCACUGAACAGAAGAUGCUCACAUAUCAGGAGUUACGUGAAACAGCAUCCCUCAUGGGUGGCCACUUCAUGAAGGAACGGCUGCAGUAUGGAUUAUACGGACUGUACCCAAAAUACAGGGUGUAUGUAGAGCCACUUACAGCAUUUCUGGGUAUGGUUGGUCAUGGACUAGUGGUUAGCACUCUACAGCAUGACCAUGGAACUCUUUCCAACAAGUUGUGUGAGCAACUGUGGCCAGCUCUUAGUGAAAUGUUCUCCCCAUGGCUGGCUCCUUACUGGACUAGGAAUCUGAAGGAACCAACAGCAGCAUGGAUACAACAGUUAACAGAUGACCGUUCAGUCCUCCUCCCUUGGAUAGCCACAGAUGGCCCUCACGCUCAUCGUGUGGUGUCUAUGUUCACGGAGUGUGUUCGGUUCAUUCUCGACACGUUGCCAGCCUGCAGCAACAUCCUGUGUUUUGUUUGGCACUUUUAUGUGGCCAAUUUUGCUCACUCAUCUGUCAAAGACUACAUCCUUGGAGUGGUACAUGGCAGUCUGCUUGGUCUACCAUGGGACCGCUUCUGGCCAAGUAUGCAGGAUCUCGAAUAUAUGCUAAAGGUUGUUGACCAGUAUCUACCAGACUGUCAUGUGUUUUUGGGUGGAGUGUUCAUUGAAGUAAGCUGGCAUUCAUGGGUGGGGCAUGUCCUCACAUCGUAUCCUUCUCAAGUAGCUUCACGAACACAUGUCUGCCUACUGCACCUUUUGGUCAAGCUUGCAAAUGAGCCCAAUGUAAGACAGUCUCCCAAAAUUGUUCCACUUCUGCGGGAUUCACAGCAGUUUGCAUGGCACCUUGUAGAUGCAGUGGCAUAUGAGCAAGUCGUCAAUUGGUUUGUCAUGAGCUGUGAUCCCAGGGUCAUUCUAGGGUCUGAUGAUUCUUCUGAAGCAGAUAAUUCAGAGAAAAAAAAUGGAAUAAGCCAAAUUGACUGUGCUGUUGUAUGGCUUCUUCAGGUUGCAGGUGCACACGUGCCUCAUGUAACGCGUUUCCACCCAUCAACACCACGUAAGAGACAAAUGUUUGUACGUGCUUGUGUCAAGUUGCUGAUAUCAUGUGCAAGUCGCUACAAGGUUCUGCUCAGCAAGCGGGAACUUGCGUUUAGAGUAGCAAUUCAGAAGCUGCUGAAUGAUGCUGAAGCUGCUGUGCUUGCAAGUACCCCAUCAACACAGCAUGUGGGGGAGGUAGGUCUGCUGCUCACUGAAAUCUUGGUGGCUGUGAACCAACCCACUGGCAACCAAAUUGCACAGCUCACUGUAGACUGCUGUGUCCAUUGGCUAGCAGCAAGAGACUGCUCAAGUGUUGUACUGCAAGCUUUCCUACAGGUAGUUGGCACUACUGUUAUGUCAUCUGAAGCCCUUGGAGCCAUCCUUGAGGCAGCAUUGCAAGCAUUCUUCAAACAAACAAUUUCGACAGGAUCAACUCCGGAAUGGCAAACGGCAGUAGCACUCUUGCAGCUGUGUGUGCCACAACAGUCCCCACUAGAGGAGUGUUUGCUGACCAAUGGUCACCUUUUGAGCCUGUACGCUUUACUACUUAAACGACUACCCACCUGCAGGGAUAUACGUGAGGAGGCCAGUGUUCUCUGCAAUCUAGUGGACUGGAUUAUGAACAUAAAGCCAGUUGAGAAUCUGGAGCCAAAACUGCCAUUGCUGUGGGGUAAAGUUCUUGUUCUUUCGCUGCGGCAGUGUGAUUAUUCUGGUGAUUGUGAUACAGCAGUGAGGUGUUUACGAAAAUUGGUCCAGUCUCUCAUGCUGUUAGCAGAAGACAGAGGUGGAGGUUGGGGAAUCCUUGGAGCCAUUGGACUGUGCAAACCUUCUCCUCUUUCUGUCAGGUGUCGCUUAUUGAGUCGUGCCAUAGCUGUAUUUAUAAUGGCACAACUACCUGAAGGGGAGCCACCAAAAGUUAGAACAGUGCCUAAUGCUCCUGGAGAGAUACUUUUGACUUCAGUUUCAUCCAACAGGGGUAGUUCCACUUAUGGAACAAAUCCGCCUUUUCCGAGCACUGAGGCUGUGAAAGCACUGAGCAACUUGGAGUCACUUCUAAAUAAUAAACAUUACCAAAGUCUCCGGAGUACAGUGGACCUUGCUAUUAAGCUUGUGACGGAUCCAAGCAACUCUCUCCAUAAUGCCUCAUAUGUCCUGGGCGUCCUGGCUACAGACCUGUUCCAGGAGCAGUACCUUUCAGUUUUAAAGUCAGAUGGAAUCACAAUGUCAUUGAAACCAGGUACUGGCAAGAAUUGGAAAACUGAAGAGGAUAGAUGUGCAUUUUAGGAAAAAUGGGAACUAUCUUAUUUCAGGUGAAAGGUAAAAUUAUUUAAGAGGCAUAAAAGUAUUUGAGUCAUGAUACAAUUUAUUGAUAGGAACGGCAGGAGAAGAAAAGCUGCAGGUGUUGAAGUUCACAUGUAGUAAGAAACAACAUAUUUUUAUUCAUGUUUAUAAAGAAAAUGAAUCUAUGGAUGAAGUCAUUUACAUUCUAUAAAAAUUUAUAGUGCAGCAUUCAAACUGGCCUUUC